UCCACGUUCCUCAAAUCUGGGGCAAAGCAAAGCCAAGGGGGGAAAAAAGAGCGAGAACGUCCGGCAGUUGCCAAUCGCCUUGCAGAGACCGUGGCGGGCUUGGCUGCGCUGCGCUCGGAGCGAAAGGGCCAAAGGAGAGCCCCCGGAGGCAGAAGGGCGAGUGGGAAAAGCUCCUUCCCCAGGACUUUCCCGGGCAGGCGCUGCAUGGCCCUCCGCUAAGGGAGCCUGGCGAGACGAGAGUGCCGGGACCGACCGACCUUCCUUCUCCGCCUCGGCCAUGGCUCUGGCGGGGCAGAAGCUUCUGCUGCGGGGCUCGCGGUGGCUCUUCCUGGCCGCCCUGGUGCUCACCUGCGAGGGGCGAGGCGGGCAGAGAGAGGACGGCGGCGCCGCCUGCUACGGGGGCUUCGACCUCUACUUCGUCCUGGACAAAUCAGGAAGUGUCCUACACCACUGGAGUGAAAUCUAUUACUUUGUGGAACAUCUGGCUCACAAAUUUAUAAGCCCCCAGUUGAGAAUGUCCUUCAUUGUCUUCUCCAAUCAAGGCUCAACCCUCAUGGACCUGACAGAAGACAGGGAAAAAAUCCGCCAAGGCUUGGAUGAGCUUCAGAAGGUCUUGCCAGGAGGAGACACCUACAUGCACGAAGGAUUUGAAAGGGCCAGUGAGCAAAUUUACCAUGAAAAUGUUCAAGGUUACAGGACUGCCAGUGUCAUUAUUGCCUUGACGGAUGGAGAACUCCAUGAGGACCUUUUCUUCUAUUCUGAACUAGAGGCCAACCGGUCCCGUGAGCUGGGAGCAACAGUAUACUGUGUCGGCGUGAAGGACUUCAAUGAAACUCAGUUGGCUCGAAUUGCUGACAGCAAGGAUCACGUCUUCCCUGUGAAUGAUGGCUUUGAAGCUCUCCAGGGAAUCAUCGACUCUAUUCUGAAGAAAUCUUGCAUCGAAAUCCUUGCUGCAAAACCUUCCAGUAUUUGUGCAGGCGAAUCCUUCCAAGUUGUGGUGACAGGAAAUGGCUUCCGACAUGCCAGGAAUGUGGAUCGAGUCCUCUGUAGCUUCAAAAUCAAUGAGACAGUCACGCUUAAUGAGAAACCCUUUGUAGUGGAGGACACCUACUUACUCUGCCCGGCGCCUGUCUUACAAGAAGUUGGCAUGGAAGCUGCUCUUCAAGUGAGCAUGAACGACGGCCUCAGUUUCAUCUCCAGUUCCGUCAUCAUCUCCAGCACACACUGCUCUGAUGGGACCAUCCUGGCAAUUAUCUUGCUGAUCCUCUUCAUUCUCUUGGCUCUGGCUCUCCUGUGGUGGUUCUGGCCACUUUGCUGUACUGUGAUUAUUAAAGAGCCCCCGCCACCCCCGAUGGAAGACAGUGAGGAGGAAGAUGAUGAUGGGCUUCCGAAGAAGAAGUGGCCGACGGUGGAUGCUUCCUACUAUGGUGGGCGUGGAGUUGGGGGCAUUAAGCGGAUGGAGGUUCGUUGGGGAGAAAAGGGAUCGACCGAAGAAGGGGCGAAGCUGGAGAAGGCCAAAAACGCCCGAGUCAAGAUGCCAGAACAAGAGUACGAAUUCCCAGAGCCAAGGAGCCUCGGAAGCGGCAUACGCCGGUCCUCCUCACCACAUAAGUGGUAUUCGCCUAUCAAGGGAAAGCUGGAUGCCCUCUGGGUUCUUCUGAGGAAAGGCUACGACCGGGUGUCCAUCAUGCGACCACAGCCAGGAGACAAGGGACGCUGCAUUAACUUCACUCGAGUGAAGACCUCCCAGGCGCCCCCCAAGUACCCGCUCAACAACACUUACCACCCUCCAUCCCCACCACCUGCCCCUGCUUACAACCCUCCACCCCUUGCCCCCAUCUACACCCCACCCUCCCCCAGCUCACCCACGCCCCCCACCCCUUCCCCACCUUCCACGCUGCUUCCGCCCCUCCUCAUGCUCCUCCCCAACCGGGCUCCUCCCCUUCCCGCCCCCGCCCGCCCUUCCGUCUAAAGGCCAAGCCGCUCUCCCCCAGGAGCAUUCCUCCAGCCAUUUCCCACAGGACUGUUUUAAUUCCAUUAACAGAAGCGGCUUUUGCGUUCUGAGAAAAGAAAAGAAGAAACUGCUUUUAUUGUUCCUUUUUUUAAAAAAAACAAAACAAAAACAAAAAACCCUGAUGCCUCAACUGGUACCGGAAAUCUCAACUCACCUGUUUUCAGUUCCAAAAGAAUCUUUGCAAUUCAUAAGAAGGAAGGAAGGAAAGACGGACGGACGGAAGGAAGACUGCGGGAUGAAGAUGGGAGAGAAUGGCAUCACUGGGCAGCCAGGAGUCCCUGGAAAAUGGCUUUCCCCAUAAUUUCGUGGUGGGAAUGCCUGCAGAAGAUCCUUCUUGUGAUCACAGAACCUACUGCAGCCCAACACAAGGCCAUUCCUACCAACUGGGCCGAUGCUGCUGGGAUCUUCUACCAGGGGGUUGAUAUUUUCCAUGGGCCUGGACUUGGGUGUGCGGGCCGCAAGAAAUACAGGAUGCAACAUGGAUGGAGAGCAGAAAGACUCCAAGGGCCGCCUGCCGCUUUGCAAAAUCGGAAACAAAACCAUGUAGCUUUUCUCAGCUAAGGACAGGCCAUCGAGGAAGUUGGAGAGCCAGGCUAGGAUGGGAAGAAGUUCCACCAUCCUCUGUGGCUAUAUUGACAGACAUCCUGGGCCAAUUUCUCAACGCCCGAAAGCAUCAAGGAGCAGUUGAUUUUAUAGGCAAAACACAAAAGCCGCUGGAAAUAAUGCCAAACACGCUCUCCUCCUCCUCCUCAGAGUCUUCUUAACAAUGGGUCAAAUUCUGGGUGAAGUUUCCUGCUGGCCAGCUUAGAAAAAUAACCAACCCAGAUUGACAGCAGGACAGCCAGGGUGAGAUGCAGAGAACUGGAUUAACAUGACAAUUAUAUACGCCCAACUAUUGUUUUUUUCUUUGUCUUUUAUUCUGAAUAACUAUGGUUAGAACGCGGAUUGUUGGAGGUUCCCAGGUAGAGUUUAUAUUAUGCAACUGCUCUGCUCUAAAAACAGAUUCCUAUGCAAGGAGAGGGGGGUAAGACAGCUCUAGUUCCAUGUCUAUGUCUACCGGUUUUCCUUUUUCAUUUUUUUCUGGUUUUCUGUUGCUGUAAAAAUAGCAAUCGAGAAGGGAAAAUGAAAGAACGAAGAGAGUUUUUGGCGAUGAUAACGAAGGUUUUUUUUUUCCCCAGCAGGUUCAUAUAUGUUGACUUGGUUUUGUGGAUUGUGUGAUGGAUGUCUAGAAAGAGAGCAGAGGCAGAGAGAAUUUUUCUAGAUGUGUUCUAGAUCAGGGGUCUCCAACCUUGGCAACUUUAAGACUUAUGGACUUCAACUCCCAGAAUUCCUCAGCCAGCAUAGCCAGCAAAGCAAAGCUGGCUGAGGAAUUCUGGGAGUUGAAGUCCACAAGUCUUAAAGUUGCCAAGGUUGGAGACCCCUGUUCUAGAUCUGUCUUAAGAUAUAUUUUUCCGGGAUAUAGAAAGCAGAGAGGCCGGCAGAAGCUGGUCUGAUGAUGUCGCCCUGGCUGGGUUCACUCAUCAGAUUAGCCUAGGUUAAAAUGGGAUGGAAUACAGGGAGUCUUCGACUUACGACGACCACAAUUGACCCCAAAAUUUAUGCUGCUAAGCAAGACAAUUGUUGAGUGAGUUUUGUCCCAUUUUUUUUUUUUUGUUUACAUUUAUACCCCGCCCUUCUCCGAAGACUCAGGGCGGCUUACAGUGUAUAAGGCAAUAGUCUUCAUUCUAUUUGUAUAUUUUUACAAAGUCAACUUAUUGCCCCCCCAACAAUCUGGGUCCUCAUUUUACCUACCUUAUAAAGGAUGGAAGGCUGAGUCAACCUUGGGCCUGGUGGGGCUUGAACCUGCAGUAAUUGCAGGCUACUGUGUUCUUAAUAACAGGCUUUACCAGCAUGAGCUAAACCGGCCCUUCCAUUUGACGAUCGAUCUAGCCACGGUUAAGAUGAAUAACUGCACGUGUUAAAUUAAUAACACAGUUGCUAAGUGAAUCUGGCUUUCCGUUGACUUUGUUUGUCAGGAGGUCACAAAAGGAGACCCCUGGGGACUCUGCAUCUGUCAUGAACAUGAGUCAGCUCCCAAGCACUUUCAAUUUGGAUCAUGUGACCAUGAAGAUGUUGCAGCUGUCGUACGUGUGGAAAACGGUCAUAAGUCACUUUUUUUUCAGUGCCGUUGUCACUUCCAGUGAUCACUAAGUCGAGGACUACCUGGUGGUUGUUGUUUUUUUGUAAUUCAGACAUCCCAGCAAACCAGAGUUUGGUUGAGUCAUUUGGGCAGAGUGGCUUGCUUGUGUUAUCCCAGGUUUAAGGUUUCAUGGGGGCGACAUUCAGCCACCGUGUAAUGGCCACCUCCAGGUCUGGCCUCUAAAAAUCUUGAGUGCCUUGGGACUGUUUGGAUUGUGAUGGAUAGAAGGAACGUAGAAAGUAACUUGCAAAUGCAGAAGGUGGUAUUGUGUGCAAAGCACAAACCCAUCUGUGCAAAGCGAGGUGUGCAAGUCAGUGGUUGUGUUUUUUUUUAAAAAAAAAAAGAAUGGACCAACUCAUGGAGUCCUUUUCGGGAGUUCCUACCUGGCUUUCGACUGCACAUUGCAAUGAUUAAACUCCAUAGGAUCUUUUUUUUAAGGCUGAAGCUUUCAAUCCGAUCUAUUUUCAUGUCAGCGGAGACCAAGAUUCCCAGUGAUCUACUAACAACAAAGUAAAACUAUAAAACAAGCGAAGGUCUCGGCUCGUUCCGUCCUCCAAGGACUAAAGAAUAAAGCAUGAAAGGACGUUAAGCAUGGAAAACCAGUGUCCCGGGGGGGGAGGGGAGUCCUCUUUUUGGGGGGCCACUUACCCAGAAUUGCUUCUUCAGCACCAGAGAAGAUUCAAUUGCUCUUUUCCAUAGAUCUUUCUUCCAGAACAGGUAAUUGCUGUGUCUGCAGGCAGAACAGUGAAGACCCCCUUCCCCAACACACACACACAUCAACACACAAACACUUUUGGCCUCUGCCACGAGAGAUCCCUCUCGAGAAAUAUCCUUUCAUUGGGUUGCAGCUUGCGAUCCAUUUGAUCACCCCGGUUUUUCCUCUUGGGGAAGCCAUGACACCCAGAUUGGCUGGUUAGCGAUGGUUGGGCACCAUCGACGUGAGUCGCUAAACUGGGUUUCUUCCAGACGGAGCUGGCUGGAUUAAAUCAAGAAGCCAGCAGGAAUGGGUGGGAACUUCAGAAAAAUAGCUCCGAGGUUUUGUCGGGCUCCGUCAGGAAGACGAGUCAACAACAGAGCGAGAUCCCCAGCGGAGAUGAAGUCAAGUCGCUGGUCACUAACUCUUGUGAUCAAAGCUUCUGACGUGCUAUUAAAAAAAGUUUGGGUCUUCCAUUGCAUGGCCCCCAUCUUGACUUUGGCCCCUCCCCACAGAUAGCCUCUCUUCAGAUGGCGCUCAGAAAUAUUAUUGCUGUAGUCGUGUCAUAUAAAAAAGUAGGUUUGACCCCUUAUAGUUCAUCCACGGUGCCUCAAAAUGUGCCAAAACGGUUUGAAAAACAACCCCGGCAUUUUCUCAUUUUUAAAAAAAUUUUAAUUGCUAACUGCAUGGGGACAACUUGAGAGGGAGUGCAAUUUUAAAUAGCAUCUGGUUUUAUUAAAAGUUUCCGUCUUCUCAAUUCUAGACUCAAAACAGAAUAUAAAUUCCUAGGGCAACGGGGAAAGAGUACGAAAUAAUAACAAUUUAAAAAAUUGUAAAUCCAGGCAAAGAAGAUACACAAAUACAAAAGAGGCACGAGAGUUCUGUGCACAAGUGAAAAGCGAAAUUCCAAACCUGUGGUGUAUAUAUUAUUGUGUGCUUGCCAUAUUUUAAAUGGAAGCAUUUCCUAUUCGUUGUGGAUAAAAAGAUCUUGGGUUUUUUUUUUCACAUUGUAGUAAAUUAUUAUAAAGCCAAUGAUAUUUCAUGGCCUAUUAUUGUAUCAAGCUGUGCUUGUUGUUGUUGUUUUUCUCUUUAUGGUUGUAUUGCUUUAACUGAUGUAUAAAUAUUGUCUGUAAAUGACAAGCACCUCGUUUACAAAGCAUUAAUUGUGAUCACCGGCCGUCUUCCACCCAACCAGCAAGAAAGCUGGUGGGAAAGCACUCGGGGGCCGCUUGAGCUUCUGUGGAGACCCUGCCCAUUCCUUGCCCUGAUUUGGCUGACGUCACAUUGCAGGAGAAACCCGCCCACUCCCUCUCCCCACAGUAGGGGGGACCGACCCAUGACAGCACAAGCCAGAACUGGAGAAAGCAAUAGGGUUUUGCAUGCUGGGAAGGGUUUUUGUGCAUCCUCCAUCCCUUGGAGACAGCUUUGGCCAAGGGGGACAUCCUGCAGAAGGCUUCAGAUGUUCUCAUCUCAGGGACCAAAAAGAAAUCCAGGCAGCUGCUGUUACAGAUGGUGCCCAACACUUCUACAAGGUGUUGCGUGUCUCAGCUGUUUGUAAGACCUGAACCCAACCAAUGCUCGAGUAUAGGAACCUUCCACGUAUAAACGGAAUGUCAGCAUUCCAAGCCAUGCACCCAUAGGAAGCAGGACUCCGAGGUAGGCAGGGAAUUCCUCAAAAGAAGAGUUUAUUGGAUACUUCAUGUUGGCACAAUUGGUGAAAGCUGGCACUCAAAUUUCCCGCGAUUAAAAAGUUCCCUUUUCCCGCCCAAGUCACUGGUCACGCUGGCCAGUUGCCUGGUUACUUGCUCCUCCUCUGGCCAGCCACCUGUGAGAAUGUCCUUGGUUCCCACAGAAAAACUCAGCCAGGUUCAACUCAGGGUUGACACGGAGGCCGAGAUGUCGACCAUCACUUCCCAAGAUGUGACAGUGUCGAUAAGAGCAAGGGGCGUGCGAGAGCGCUCUUUCUCAGGGCUCGGGAUAGGCAGACCCACAACUGCUCAGAUGGCUUCUCUUUCUUAGUGUUACUGGGGGGCACAAACACGGUCAGCUCAAAUCAUUCCAGCACCCGGAACGGAGAAGCCAAGACUGGAAGAGCUCAACUUGGCUCGGUGACCACUUAAUGUUAUGUGACAGUGAGGUUGAACUGGGGUAGUACAAUGUAUGGACAUGCAGUACUGAGUAGGUAUCUCCUCUUACUAGGAAGUCUUGUUGUAUUAAAUAAUGCAAAAUUAGCCAUUCUAAAGAAUUCCUUGCCGAAUGGAGCAAGAUCGGAUUCAACUGAGUAACACUGCAGGGUGGUUGUUUUUUCUUGUGCAAUUUUUUGAAAAUUGAAAAAAAAAAUUUACAGACCUGCAGAUGACAACAGAUCAACCUUGGUGAACUAAUAAUGUCAUCCAUGGGAUUAUGAAUUCAAGUGGUCCAGGGACUCCUGCUUUGAGCAGGACUAGAAGACCUCCAAGAUCCCUUCCAACUCUGUUCCUCUGUACCCAGCCCAGCGGGCCAAUCGCAGGAGGCAAGACAGGGCCAUCGAUCUGGCACUGUGGGGAGACCAGGUGGAAACGACAAAUGGGGCAGCUGGUACAGUGAGGUGGAAAUGGGGCAAUCUGUGAUUCUUCAGCCAGCAUAAAGAAAUUAUCCUGGGCCUUUGGCUUGUUUGUAUGAGUCAUUUUUUUUAAAAUGCAGUCAUUAUUCUGUCAGUUCUGAUGUUAUUAAAAAAAAUAAUCCGA
This is a messenger RNA of Ahaetulla prasina, 7613 nucleotides long. RefSeq names its product ANTXR cell adhesion molecule 1 (gene ANTXR1). The transcript has 18 exons. Lineage: Eukaryota; Metazoa; Chordata; Lepidosauria; Squamata; Colubridae. Gene Ontology annotation, molecular function: signaling receptor activity. The record is from RefSeq and is a predicted model, not a curated record. Gene Ontology annotation, cellular component: membrane. The coding region runs from base 278 to 1972 and encodes 564 amino acids.